AUGGCCCGGCUGCUGCGAUACACCUGCCACAAGAAUCUGGGUAGCGGCGCGCUGCGGCGCGGUCAGCACGAGACCGCGCUGGCCGGCCUGCUGACGGCUGCAGCCAUUGAUGACUCGGACGUCACACUGUGGUACAAGGUGGGCGUAGCGGCGUACCGGUGCGGCCGCUACCACCAGGCCCGGUCUGCCUUCAAACAGGGCCUGGCCUGCAGCCCCGGGCACUGGCCGUGCAUGGACAGCCUCGUCUCGGUUCUCUACCUGCUGAACGACUUCGAGGAGUGCGUGCUGCGCCUGAGCGCUGCGUUCCGGCGCGACCCGCAGUACACGCGGGGCCGGGCGCUGGUGGACCUGAUGCUGAAGGAACAGCCGUCCCUGCGAGACACCAUGAGACCCUUCCUGCCGGACGGUGACUCGACCCUCUCGGGCCGGGAGUACGACCCGGCGGCCGGCGAGCGACUGACCAAGGAGGCGGUGACGCUCCGCAGCCAGCGGCGGGAGCAGCAGCGCCGGCCGCGGCCGCUGGCGCCGCUCAGUCUGAGCCGACCGCCAGCCGCCGCCUCCUGGGAGGAGGUCGGGCGGAGCCUGCUGCACCUCUACAAACACGUCACCGACGGUGGCGCCGCCCUGAGCCUGCUGUCACCUGUCGAGCUGGAGCCCACUCUGGCCCGGCUGCAGCGGGGUGAAGCCGCCUCCCCGCCGCCCCCACCCCCGCCCGACGGGGAGCAGCAGGAGACGCGGUCCGGCCGCGCCGCCGGCCGACACGUCACUUUCCGGGACGAGGAGACCGUCCGACGCCGGCUGGAUCUGGACGGGACGGGAGUGAGUUUCGAUGAGUCGUGGCACUCAGCGUUCACAGCCACCUCAGCCCUGCGCCGUUCCACCUGCAGUGACCCGGAGGAGGGUGAGAUUCGAUCCGACAGCGGGUCCGCGGAUGAAGACGCCGAGUCGCCAGGGCGAUGCAAGCACCCGAAGCUGAUGCUCCCAAGAUGCAAGUACCCGAGGCUGAUUUCUCCAAAGAAGCUGAUGCUCCGCAAGCACUCGAGGCUGAUGCUCCUAAAGAACAGGUUCCCAAAACGGAUAGUCCGAAAGAACAUUUCCCUGAAGCUGAUGACCCGAAAGUGGAAAAAUCCGAAACUCAUGAUCCAAAACCUGAAGCGCAAACCGAAAGUGUCGCUGAUGAAACUCAUCCUGAAAAUGACUCCGAACAGCCACUCUUUAGAGUCAUCUGUGUACGAGGAGGAGAAUCCGCUUCCGCUUGGCGUUAACGAGGGCGUACUCUCGGAGGAGAAAAUGGUGGAAAGAUCACCUGGUAUGGACGCGGAGCAUACUAAGCAACAGAAAGAGGAGGCGAGUACAGCGAUAGACCAAGACGUAGACAUGAGCGUGGAUUGCGCAGAUCAGGAAACGAGCUUGGGUGAAAUAGAUGAUCCGGGGUCUGAAGUAAAAGAUAAAGAGCAGCAAGAUCAGGAACCGGGGCGCAAGGAUAAUGCCACCGUGGACAAAGCUGAUGAUAAAGUGGAAGAGAAUAAAAUGGAUGAUGACGACGAUGGCACUCCUCAAAGUGAACACCGUGAAGCACCUGAUGACGCCAACCUGAAACACCAGGCUGAUCAGGAUAAGAAUGGAUGUGGGGACUCGGUGGAAGAACGCAACCCUAGUGAUGAGAGCGCAGCGGAAGAACGCCAGCCCAGUGAAGAAGCGGCAGACAAACCGCAAACUGACGUGAAAACAACCAUUUCUAGUGACAAGGAAGAUGGUGAGCAUCGCGGUACCAGCGGGGAGUCAGGCGAUGACUGUACUGCCGCCGAGAGUGGCGACCAGGAAAAACGACAAGUGUCUGCCGAAAGCGAGCAUCGUGCUGAGAGCGAGAAGAGGGCCGAUUCAGCUGAGGAUAGACGCGGUACAUCCACGGAGGAGGGGGAGAGGGACGCACGGGGCAGUGAGGAAUCCUCAGGUGAGGAGAGAGGCGCGGAGUCGGCCCGCGUGGAUCAGCCGGAUCCUACUGACGACAGUUGCGCCGGCGCGGAGACGGCCGGCUCCGCUCAGGCGUCCGACACAGGCGCCGAGUCGGAGCCAGCCGCUCCCGCCGCCGGCCGACGACGGGGCGGCAAGCGCAAACGCAACAUUCUCGACUCACUGAAGAUGUGGCCGCGUAAUGACCCGGCAGAGAAGCGGCGGAGUAAGCGCUCACGCACGGCUGGAGGUUUGCGCUACGAGGAGCCAGCUGGGGGAGAUGAGGUCGCCAACCACCGCGAGACAUUCUCGGCGCUGAUUCCUGCCGCUCUGCGCUACGACCGCUCCUCGAUGAAGAUUGGCGAGGCCUCUCCGCGAAGGAAGGCUGCUGAUCUGGCCGGGGACGGUGGUGACCAGCCGGUACCACUCUCUGAGGAUGAGCGUGACGCCGUGCUGGCCUGGGUGGCGUCGCACGCAGAGAACGGCGGCGCAGUGCGCCUGCUCUGGGCGUACCUGGACAUGCUGGAGACACUCAGGGACCGCCGCUGGCCGUCCGGCCUCGCUGAGCUGUUCACUGAGCUGUAUGAGUUGGCGCGGCCUCACACCACCCGGCCAGAACCGUUCGAGUUGGAGGUGACGGCCGACUCGGCGCCGGCUCUGCGCCGACAGGUGCUGCUGGCGCUGCUGUACGCAGAACUGCGCGUCGACUGUAGUCUGGCCGAUGGCGCCGGCGCUGAGGGCCUUCAGCUGGCAGAGGAGGAGCUGUCCUGGCUGGGAUUCCUCGUACACCGUGAGGAUGUGUUGGAGAAGAAACAACCCGCCACGCUGCUCCGUUUCGGCUGGUGCUCCAGCAAGCUGUGCCGACUGCAGGGUGAUGCACCGCUGGCCAUGGCGCAACUGCGCGAGCUGGAACAGUGGUACGAGCGAACCCCGGCCGAGCGACGACCCACCGUCCGUCUGGCCAACGCUGCCACUGAGCGGCUGAUCUCUCAGCAGUCGGUGCAGCGGCAGCUGGCCUCGCUGCAGCGCGUGCACGACCUGGGCAGUCUGCAGCGGCUGUACGACCAGCAGCGGCUCGAGGACGUAGUAGACGUGCUGGCCGACACGUUCGGCGGCUCCGGCUCGGCGGUGAAGCUGCCGCAGCCGACAGCUGGCGGCGAGCCGCUGCCGCACCGCAGCCGUCAGCUGCUGAUGAUGGUGGACGCGCUGCAGCGACUGGAGCGGCCGCGCGGCGAGCUGGCCGCCUACGCCGAGUCGUGUCUGCACGAGGCGCUCCAGUCGUACCUGGCGCUGGACGAGCCGGCCGAGCGGGCGUGCUGGGCGGACGCGCUGCUCGGGGUGCUGGCCGCCCUGCAGGCCUGUCUGGAGCGCGGUGAUGACUGGAUGGAGACGUUGGAGCCGCCGCGCCGCUGCCGCCUGACUGAGAAUCUCCUCCACCUCACCGUUCACCAGCUGAACUGCGCUGACGCGAUCAUUCUGCCUCUGGAGACGGUGACGCCGUGGCUGCUGCUGCACCACGCUAUCGCCACUGCCGAGCGCAGUGCGUCUGGCUCUGGCCCUACCGGCGGUGGCCGGCCGCGGACUAUGCCGGCCGCCCUGCGGUUCCUCGUGGAGGCACACGAGGCGCUGGGCGCCCGCUCGUGGUGCUGCACGGACGGCGGUGCGCUGCUGUUGCGUAGUGUCGACCACUUACUGCCGGCUCUGGACGCCGCUGACGACCUGCCGUACGACGAGCAGCUCCGCCGCGAGCUCGAGCAGUGCUUCUUCUGCCUGUACGGCCACCCGGAGAGGCGGCGCGCGGCUCGGGAUCUGCAGGAUCACGGCGUUCCACCAGUGACGCUCACCUGGCCCCGCGCGCAGCUGCUCUACUACUACUUCUGUCCGUGUGAGCUGCCGCGAUUUGACUCGUACCGCGACCUGAGCAUCUCCGCCGACGAUGAGGCGCUGUUCCAGCGCGUCAUGGCACUGGUUCCUGAGGAGAGCUCGCCGGACCGACUGUGGCGCGCGCUGGAGGAGUUUGUCACGGCGUCUGAGGAGCAGCGCCCGCCGCCGCCGGCCGUGCUGCCCGCCACCAGCGUCACCAAAAACCUCUACUACCUUGUGGCCGACUUCCGGUUCAAGAACCGCCAGUGGGAGACGAUCGCGCCUCAGCUGGAGUCGCUCGAGUUCUAUGCGCGCGACCUGUGCAUCAACCCGGAGCGGCGCGACUCAUGGGCGGCCAUGGCGCUAACACGCGCCUCGGAAGUGGGCCGCGAGCUGAACCUGUGCCGCCGGCCCAGCGAGGACGCACCAGAGCUGUGGAGCCGCGUCGAGGCGGCCGUGCGCUGCUAUCAACGCGCGCUGGAACUCGAUCCGAGCACUCACGACCUGUGGCUCGAGUUCGGGACGUUCUCCUACAUGCUCAACUCGCACGCCAACCGGCUGCUCAGACAGGAGUCGAGCGGUGACCUGGACCUGGCCACUUUCGGCCGGCUGGAGGCGAUCGCCGCGCGGAUGGCCGGCCAGGCGGCCGAGUGUUUCCAGCGCGCCGAGGAGGUGGCUGUCGAACAGGCGGCCAUGGAGGACGGAGAGUUCUACGACGACCGCUGGCUCCACCACUACAUGCUCGGAAAGAUCGCCAGCAAAGACGACCAGCCCGUGCAGCGGGUGCUUGCUCACUAUCAGAAGGCUCAGGAGCUGCUGCGCGACGCCGAGUGUCCGCGGAAGAUCAACUAUCAGUCGCCGCCGCACCAGGCGCUCGAGGCGCUCGAGGUGUACUACCGCACACACGCCACCGUGCUCAAGUACCUGCUGCAACACGAGCAGCAGGCCCUGGACGGGGAGGUGCGGCGCGCCAUCGUCUGGCACCUGGACGCCAUGGAGCAGAGCGCGCUGCCGAUAAAGCCGCAGAAUGAGCGUGAGGGAGAGCUGAAGCGGAAGCGCGACCCGUCCUGCUCCGAAGACCCGGUGGAGGUGAAGCGACUCAAACUGGACGAGGCAGCGGCCACCUGCGCGGUAACGCUCUCGCACAAGAUCCUGGCGUCGGCGGUAUCUGAGGCGCGGGCGCGACUGUCGGGACUCGAGCCACCCAGUGAGCAGGAGGGCCUGGGAGCCGCGUCCGCGACCCCAGCACCGGCAUCGACCGAGGAGCGUGCGCCGACGGUAGCUGAGGGGACCGAACAGCGUCCAUCGCCGGCGGCUGAGGGAGCCGCUCCGGUGUCUGCUUCUACCUCUCAAUCAGCGUCGACUCCGACAACGGUAGUGACGGCGUCGGGAGCUGCACCGUCGGCGGCACCGGCAGCUGCGGCAUCGUCGACGGCGGCGGAGGCCGUCUCUGACGAUGACGUGGUCCUGCUCAGCGACGACAGUCGCCCAGCAGCCCCGGCGGCCCCGGCGGCGAAGGAGGAGGAGCCCGACCCCGGCCACAGGCGGCUGGUGGCCCGCUGCGUGGAGGCGCUGCACCAUGUCAUCAAACGGUUCCCUGAGCACUACAAGUCUGUCUACAGACUGGCGCACUACUAUUAUACCAGCAAAACCAACCGACAUCUGGACUGGGCACGUGACCUGCUGCUCGGCUGUGCCGACUGGCAGACUAAGAGCCACAUGCCCACGUUUGGCCUGUUCGCCGAGAGAAAACCCAACAACUUCUUCCAUGGCAUCUGGCGUAUUCCGAUCGAGGACAUUGACCGGCCGGGAAGUUUCGCCGCGCACAUGUACCGCUCCGUGUCGCUGCUGGCCGACGUGCUGCGCGCCGCGGACGAUUUCCGCACGCUGCUGCAGCUCUCCGACUGGCUCCGGCCCAUGCCGGACGAUGACAAGAAGUACCUGCGGGACGCGGAGCGCGAGCAGCUGGCCGGCCACGCGUUCAACAUGGGCCUGCAGUGUGCGCGCGCCACCUUCCGGCGACUGUUCAAAGCUCAGUCUCCCGUGUCGGGCACCAGGCGGCUCUACUUCCUGCUAGGCCUCUAUGAGACCCAUGCAGGGAUGCGGCCGCGGCGGAGACCUAAGAUCGCGCGACUUCUGGAGGAGACGUACAAAUUGUUCAGGGGCGGCAAGGUUGAGUCGGAGCCGCCGCUGCUGCAGCAGGCCAUUUCUUACUGCCGCUCCCAAGUGAACGCCAUUCAGCAGGCCAAGAUGCAGGGCGCUCCCGGCGGGCCGGCGCCGAUGGCCCGCGGCUCCGGCGGCGUGACUCGCGGCACGGGCCGCCGUGGCCGACCGCCCCUCUCCGGCAGCCGUGGCCGCGGCCGUCCGCCGGGCUCUGCCACCGCCGUCACCGGCGGCCGGCUGCCGUCCAUGCAGGACCAGCUACGGCAGCUGCAGGCGGCGGUGGAGGCCGAGCGGCUGCGGCAGCUGCAGCAGGUGUGGGCCGAUCAGCUGGGCAGCCGAGCCACCUCCGUCCAGGCGGACGUGGAGGCCAACUACCGGCGACUCCUGCAGCUGCAGCGGGCCGGACAGCCGGCGAGCGAACAGAGCAAACCCGCGCAGACGCCGGCCAAACCGGCCCAGACACCAGCCAUACCAGCUCAGGUGACAGUGGAACCCGUACAGACAGUACCCAAGUCGACGGCAGAAGCGCUUACGAAACCACCGUCACAGACGGUACCCCAGCCGGCGGUAUCGACAGCUACCAAACCAGCGACUUCGACAUCCAAGCCACCAGCGCCAGCGGCUAAGCAGCCGGUCUCAGCUCCAGCUCCUAUGCCGGCCCGGUCGGCUCCGGAGACUACGGCGGCCAGUCGGACGUUAGCUCAGGCAGCCUCCGGUGGUGCUGACUUGUCCGUGCUGGCGGCCCUCUCUCACGCCGGUCUCACUAUUACCACUGUGAGUCAGGAGAGUCCCCCGCCUUCCGUCACCCCCGCGCAGUCGCGACCCACCCCGCCGCCGCCGCAGCAGGCCGCGAAACCACGCUUUUCAGACGCGUUUAGAUCGGAGGAGGUUAGUCAGACGGCAACGGUUCCAGUGCCGGCGCGAUCACAGCCUCAGACAACAGCGGCGCCGACGCGGCCACAGCCGUCCCAGCCGCAGACAACCAAGCCACAGCCGCCGCAGACGACCAAGCCACAGCCGCAGCAGACGGCCAAGCCGCAGCCUCAGGCGACACCCAAGCCUCAGCCUCAGGCGACAUCCAAACCACAGGCGACAACUAAGCCCCAGUCGCAGCCGACAUCUAAGCCCCAGCCGCAGGCAAUAUCGAAGUCUCAGUCGACAUCCAAGCCGCUGCCACAGGCCUCAGCCAAGCCUCGGUUCUCUGACGCGUUCCGGGGGACGGAGAACGGUCAGCCGUCGGCGGCCGCGCUGCCGGCCCUGCCCAAGUCGCUCACGGUGAAGGAGGUAUCGGUACCGGCCUCGUCGGCAUCUGUCGCGGCGUCGGCAGUGGCGUCGGCGGCCACCGGUCGCACCUCCGAUUCGGUUAGGGUUUCGGUAUCGCCGGUGCCGCCAAAGGACGGACGGGCCGCGGCUGAGACUCUGCGAGCUGUGAAGGCGACUCCGGGGAUGACCAUCACUCCGACUAGUGGAGGUAGUAGGACGACCCCUCCGACCAGCGAGACGAGACCGUCGACCAAGGAUGGGUCUAUCUCUGUGGCGACAGUGACACCGACCAAGCCGUCAGCCAGCGCGGCGGCGGUCUCGAAGACGCCGGAGAAGGCGGCGGCUCCGUCGGAACGUCUUCCGUCGGAGGUAUCUGUCAGUGUGUCGGCCGGCGGCGGUUCCGUCAGCAUCACCCCUCUGUCGACCUCCCGGCCGGCUGUCACCACGGCCGCGGAGACUCCGAGCGUGUCUCUGACUCCAGCGGUGCCGCGGCCCCAGCCGAGACCGGUCGCCAGGGAUCGACCCCGUCCGCGGCCGACCGCUACUGCCACCGCGCUGCUGCGCCAGUACCGGAGCCGGCCGCCGCCGCCGCCGCUGCCGCGCCUUCCCAGCGGGAUGACGGUGACGCCUAGCCGUGCUCCGGCGCCGGCGCUGCCGUCUCACAUCUCCAUCACACCGGUGUCGGCGGCGCCGCGGCCGGCCCCCAUCCCGGCCGAGCUGGCCCGCGCGGCCGCCGGCGGACUCUCCAUCACCCCAGUGGUGCCGCCGGUUCGGCUGGUGUCCAGACCGCGGCUGGCGGCUCCCUCCGGCGCGCCGCGGCCGCCCCCGCCGCCUCGCCAGUCCUCCCAGCGGCCGGCGCGACAGCCGGCCGUCCGACAGCCGGUGGUGGCGCUACAGAAACUACCGCCGAGCGUUCUGCCGUCGCGGCCGGCCGGUGCCCCCACCCAGCGGGCCGGCAACCAGCGGCCGGUGGCCGGCUCGGCCCGGCCCGCACACUCAUCAGCCGGUCCUCAGCGGCCUAUGGCGGGCGCCGCUCGCCCCGCGCACUCGUCAUCAGCCGGCUGGUCGCAGCGGGCUCCGCCGGCCACGGCUGCGGCUCCGGCGCGUAACCGGCCGUCGUUCUCUGCGGGUCUGCCGCGCCAGAGGCCGGCGGUGGAUAUGGGACAACUACCGGCCUCUAUCUCAGUCACCCCUGUAGUGGUACCGGCCCAGCCGGCCAAGCCGAAACAGUCAGGAGGUAGUGAUGAUGACGUGAUCUGUAUCGACUGAUCUCCAGAGAUUUCCAUCCGUGACAGGGGUCAGCGUGACUGCCAAUCGUGCUGUGAACUGUUUUCCUAGUCCUUUUGUUAGCCUCGUUUGUGUACCGUUGUAUUUAAAAAUGUGAGGUCGUGGAAAAGUAAAUUUUGGAAACAUUUGGAGCCUGGAGGGUCUGCCAAUAGCAGACAAUGCCUACAUGUUCAGCUGGAGCGAAUUGACCCAGUUGCUUCUUAUCAAAUUCCAAUCGUCUUUAUUGUUCUCCAAUGCCCAGUCAAGCCACAGGACACAUGACUGCAGGCUGCGCCUUGUGAAAUGUUUUGUAUCUUGUAAUAUGCUUUGUAAUAAAAUACUCAAUUAUU
Messenger RNA from Amphibalanus amphitrite, 8858 nucleotides. Its product is annotated as calcineurin-binding protein cabin-1-like. Gene Ontology annotation, biological process: chromatin organization. The transcript is spliced from 16 exons. Bases 1 to 8511 code for a protein of 2836 amino acids. The record is from RefSeq and is a predicted model, not a curated record. Gene Ontology annotation, molecular function: nucleosome binding; protein binding. Gene Ontology annotation, cellular component: nucleus. NCBI's taxonomy places the organism in Eukaryota, Metazoa, Arthropoda, Thecostraca, Balanomorpha, Balanidae.